AUGACGACCAGCUUUGUGGAAAUCGGUCCUGCUGCCGGUUCUGACCACACAUCUCCUCCCCCAAUGGGUCUCGAGGCAGAAGCUCCUGAGCAACCAGACAAUUCAAAGAUAGAGUUGGUGUCAGUAACUGAGGAAGAGCUCCCCACCGUGGAGACCCCCAACACUCUGAACAUCAGUCCGCUGGGCAGCUGUGCUACUGACAUCCUGUCAGAGAAAAACAUAAUUGAAGCCACAGAGAUCCAGCCUCCAGCCACGCCUACUCAAACCAUGCCAGUCACCAAGGUGCAGCCAUUCAUCAAUGACGAUGAUCUGGACAAAAGUUGGAGGACUCGACUUAUUGCCCAUCGCUUCGAACUGCUUGUGGUUUCCUGCCUCGUUUCCUCGGUCGCCGUCAUUUUCAGCAUCGGUCUUGGUGUGGGUCUCAGCUGCGUGGGGAAGUUCCGCUGUGGUUCAUCUUCUCAGUGUGUGGGCAGACCAGCUCGAUGUGAUGGAGUCGUGCACUGCGACAACCAGGAGGACGAACUCGGCUGUGUCCGUUUAAGUGGCAGGAAAUCAGUCCUGCAGGUCCAGAAACAAGGAGAAUGGAGGACGGUCUGCUCCGAGGACUGGAACAACCAAUUGGGUGUCUCGGCCUGUACACAGCUGGGAUACUCCAGGUACGUGGAGUCCGUCUUUGUCUCUCUGACAGCCGUUGAAGAGGACCUUCAGACCAACCUGGUUUCCUUCAACAUUAGUCAGCCAGAGAUCAUUAAACUCCAGAACCUUCCAGUUUUCAGUAAGAGCCAGUGCAGCAGUGGGAUGGUAACCACUUUGAAGUGUCUGGAGUGUGGUUCCAGGCCUCAGUACCGCAGCCGGAUUGUUGGUGGGAACAUUUCAGAAUCGGGUCAGUUCCCCUGGCAGGUCAGCCUCCAUUUCAGGAGUGUACAUCUGUGUGGAGGCUCCAUCAUCUCCACCUUCUGGAUCCUGACAGCAGCUCACUGCGUGUAUGGGUUUGAAAACUCCUCCUUAUGGACGGUACAUGCGGGAUUGACUGAGCAGCUGAUCCACAGAGCCCAGUCCCUGGCUGUGAAGAACAUCAUCUACCAUGCUCGGUACCGGCCCAAAGGACUGGACUAUGAUAUUGCCCUGAUGAAACUGGAAAGGCCCCUCAGUUUUAACGGCUACGUGGAGCCCAUCUGUCUGCCUAACCAUGGAGAGGACUUCAUGGAGGGAACCUUGUGCUGGAUCUCUGGCUGGGGAGCAACAGAAGAAGAAGGUGAGACCAGCGUGGUACUGCGAUCAGCCAUGGUACCGCUCAUCUCUACCAAGACCUGCAACCAGCCGGAGGUUUACAAGGGCUUAAUCUCCUCCUGGAUGAUCUGUGCAGGAUACCUGGAAGGAGGAGUGGACUCCUGCCAGGGGGACAGCGGCGGUCCUCUUGCCUGCCAGGACUCAACUAUGUGGAAGCUGGUCGGGGCGACCAGCUGGGGGAUCGGAUGUGCUGUGAGGAACAAACCGGGUGUUUACACUCGCGUCACGGAGUCGCUGAGCUGGAUCCGCCAUCAGAUGGAGAGAGAAGAAGUUCCCAGUUCACCUGUUCGAAGAACUGGAAACUGA
Messenger RNA from Cololabis saira (Pacific saury), 1596 nucleotides. It is a transcript of the gene tmprss3a, whose product is annotated as transmembrane serine protease 3a. Lineage: Eukaryota; Metazoa; Chordata; Actinopteri; Beloniformes; Belonidae. The record is from RefSeq and is a predicted model, not a curated record. Gene Ontology annotation, cellular component: membrane. Gene Ontology annotation, biological process: proteolysis. The coding region runs from base 1 to 1596 and encodes 531 amino acids. Gene Ontology annotation, molecular function: serine-type endopeptidase activity; protein binding. The transcript is spliced from 14 exons.